Messenger RNA from Ornithorhynchus anatinus (platypus), 814 nucleotides. RefSeq names its product RNA polymerase I subunit H (gene POLR1H). Gene Ontology annotation, molecular function: DNA-directed RNA polymerase activity; zinc ion binding; nucleic acid binding. Gene Ontology annotation, biological process: termination of RNA polymerase I transcription; DNA-templated transcription. Gene Ontology annotation, cellular component: RNA polymerase I complex. Lineage: Eukaryota; Metazoa; Chordata; Mammalia; Monotremata; Ornithorhynchidae. The transcript is spliced from 5 exons. The record is from RefSeq and is a predicted model, not a curated record. Bases 203 to 580 code for a protein of 125 amino acids.
UUGCAGCACGGCCCCGCCCCUCGAGCCUCUCGCCCACCAAUCCUGGGAGCGAGAGAGGGGAGCGGAACAUCGUUCCCCAGCGUUCGGCGGGGCCGCAUCACCUAAGUCUCCUUUCUUGCGGCCUCGGAGCCGGUGGGCCAAUCGUAAGGGGAGAGGGGGAGUCGGGGACCUGCUGGCAAGCCCCAAUCCCGCUUCGUUCACCAUGACCGCCGUAACCACCAGCGCAUCCAGCUUCCUGUCGGACCUGGAUUUCUGCCCCGAGUGCGGCUCCAUCCUGCCCCUCCCUGGGGCCCAGGACACGGUCACCUGUGUCCGCUGCGCCUUCGCCAUCGACGUGCGGGAUUUCGAAGGGAAGCUGGUGGAGACCACGGUCAUCUUCAACAAGCUGGGGGCCACGGCACCCUUGGCCAAGGAGGAGGAGGCUCCCGAGACGCGGGGGCCCGUGGUGGACCGACGCUGCCCUCGCUGCGGCCACGAGGGGAUGGCGUACCACACCCGCCAGAUGCGCUCCGCUGAUGAGGGGCAAACCGUUUUCUACACCUGUACCCGUUGCCGGUUCCAGGAGAAAGAAGAUUCGUGAGCGGAGGAGUGCCGCUAAUCUAACCCUCCUGUUUCCAUACGGUCCCAGAUUCCCCGCCCCAAUCUCCGCCUCAGCCGAGCGGGGUCCCCUUCCCUCAGAAGCUGUGAUGUGGAACCCCCAUUUGCUGGAAGCAGCCUCCCACCUCGUGUGCCCCCCGUGGGGGUCAGAAUCUUUCUUCCUUGCUCUCCCCAACCCUUUCUGAGGGGUGUCCCUAUUAAAAUGCACUUUUAUCUA